Penicillium odoratum is the source of this 180-nucleotide messenger RNA. RefSeq lists its product as uncharacterized. The record is from RefSeq and is a predicted model, not a curated record. NCBI's taxonomy places the organism in Eukaryota, Fungi, Ascomycota, Eurotiomycetes, Eurotiales, Aspergillaceae. The coding region runs from base 1 to 180 and encodes 59 amino acids. The transcript has a single exon.
AUGCGAGAACUCAAACACCCAACUAAGGUCACCGCCGCUGACGAAAAGCGAGCCGACGACCAAGGCUUGUUGAUCCCGGUCAGCGAAAUCAGCCCGGGUCCUCCACCUGUCCGAGGACGGGUAUUGCUGGGUGACGGCAUACUGUACCAAGUGGAUGAGUUUGGUAUUCACGAGGACUGA